This is a messenger RNA of Linum trigynum, 752 nucleotides long. The record is from the annotation of a GenBank genome assembly. Lineage: Eukaryota; Viridiplantae; Streptophyta; Magnoliopsida; Malpighiales; Linaceae.
CUAACUUCUCUUCGGUCACCGGAAUGAGAAGGUACACGCUUAUGCCGACGGGGCCGAAGGAGGACCAACCAGCCGUCGCUGGAACCCACGUUGUGGCUGGUCCCUAUGUUUGCGAACGAGGCGGCCGAGUUCGCCGCCGCGAUGAUCGAAGGAGGGCAUGCGGUCCAGAUCGGGGAAGAAGCGAUGGCCGAUGGGGUGGCCCACAACGAGUUAUUGUGGUUGUAGUGGUGUCGUCACGACGACCUCUAGAAGACCGUAGUUUCGGCAAUGCGAGGAUGCCUGAAGUGCUGCGGCGGCAGCGGUUGUGGGGGAGGAGGUUUUUCUUGGGCCCAGAUUUCGAAAUCGUUCCUGAAGCUUACCUGUCAAAAUGGUACACGGCCACAAGCAAGGUCUACGCUGUGACCAGGGCCUAGAGAUUGUUGUUGAGGAAGAUAAGAGUAGAAACGGUUGAGCCUGGUGAGAGGGGAUGAGAUUGAGCUGUGGAGCAGAGGUAGGUAGAUAGAUAAAUAGAUGAACACGUACAAUGGGGCAAAAGGGGAAACUCUUAAAAACAAACAAAGGUCGUCUCCACUUCCAUUUCCAUCCCAAAAAGUCAUCUUCUCCACCAUCCAUUCAAUUCCUUCCUUGUGGCCGCAGACCAAACAAGAUCCCUCCACCAUCCACAACCCCAAUUUCUUCCUUCUUAGUCUCUCUAUCUUUAGGGUUUUCCGAUUCGGUUGUCUGCCAUCAGUUAAUUAAUUCGUGCAAAAGAC